Salvia miltiorrhiza (redroot sage) is the source of this 2834-nucleotide messenger RNA. Its product is annotated as aluminum-activated malate transporter 10-like. Lineage: Eukaryota; Viridiplantae; Streptophyta; Magnoliopsida; Lamiales; Lamiaceae. The record is from RefSeq and is a predicted model, not a curated record. The transcript is spliced from 6 exons. Gene Ontology annotation, biological process: malate transport. Gene Ontology annotation, cellular component: plant-type vacuole membrane. Bases 87 to 1520 code for a protein of 477 amino acids.
UACUCGACUACCAACUGAUACCAGCAAACUAGCCAAAGACACAAUCUCUGAUUGUGAAAGCUUGCUACUCUUUAAUUCUUCCAACCAUGUAUAAGUAUACGUAUCAUAUCGUGGAAACGAAUAUUCCAUACCUCAGAGAUCCACCCAUGGCCAAGGAGGGCGAGGCGUGGGAAUGGAGGAUGAGCUUCCCGGAUGGCAUGUCAAAGCUCUUCGUCUCCGAGUGCAUGCCUCAGGCCCCUGGCCUCGUCGUGGGGCUGUCGUUGAGGUGUUGGGGGUUGAUGCAGACUGGCUGGAGGUAUGGGAUGAGCGAGCCUCAGAAGGUCAUCCAUUGCUUCAAAGUCGGGAUGGCUCUCUGCCUCGUCUCCCUCUUCUACUACGUUAGCCCCUUGUAUGAAGGAGUCGGAGGGAACGCUAUGUGGGCUGUCCUCACCGUUGUUGUUGCCUUCGAGUACACCGUUGGUGCAACCAUCUGUAAAUGUUUGAACAGAACAACUGCAACUUUCUUGGCAGGAGCACUAGGUAUAGGUGUGCAUUGGGUAGCCACCCGGUUUGGGGCGACGUCGGAGCCCAUAAUCCUCCAAGCAUCUGUUUUUGUCAUAGCUUCAGCGGCAACCUUCCUCCGGUUCCUCCCAUCAGUAAAAGCACAUUUUGACCACGGAGCGCUCAUCUUCAUCUUCACGUUCAUCCUCGUCUCCAUCUCUGGCUAUCGCGUGCCAGACUUGUUUGAAUUCACGCACCACAGAGUGUCCACUGUCGCGAUUGGCACCUCCAUCUGCGUUGUCACCAGCAUCUUCUGCUGUCCCGUGUGGGCGGGAAACGAGCUUCACAGCCUCAUCCAAAGCAACAUGGAAAAACUUGCUGAUUCUUUGGAUGGAAUUGUAGCAGAAUACCUAGGGGAUGAUGCAGAUGCAGACGACGCGAAGAAGGAAGCUUCUAACGAGAAACUGGUGGGAUACAGAUGCGUUCUCGAUUCCAUGUCUACUGAAGAAUCCUUGGUUAAUUAUGCGAGAUGGGAACCUGCUCAUGGAGGCUUCAACUUCAGACAUCCUUGGAAGGAUUACCUCGAGCUCGGGGCUUUACUCAGAAGCUAUGCUCACUGCAUCGACGCCCUUUCUGGCAUUGUCUCGGACACGAAGGCGCCUGCUUUCUUGAAGCAGCAUUUCAGCACCGUGUGCGUGAAGCUGAGCUCGAAUUCCACAGCAGUCCUACGGGAGCUGGUGGCCGUUGUCCGCACAUCAGCAGAAUCACCCAAGAUCGAUCUUAGGCUCGAGGAGAUGUGCAGCGCAGUUCAAGAACUACAGGACGCCCUCAAAGCGCUGUCUAACCAGGAGACUGGAGCAACUGAAAUGAAACCACAAGAGUUCAGUGAAGGAGGCAAGGGAGAGUCGAAUGUCGUACCUUUUGUAGCAGUUGUCCAGCUAGUCACAUUGUCGUCGUUGUUGAUAGAGAUAGUGGCAAGAACAGAGAAAAUAGUAAAGGCUGUAAAUACAUUGGCUCAUAAAGCAACUAGUUCAGAGUAGCUAGAAAAGAGAGAAAUCAGUUGAUAGCAUAAAUGCAGUUUAUGUCAAUGACUACAUGAAUGUUAUCUAAGAAGUUCUCCUUCUGAGACUGCAUCUUGUGCAGUUACUCGUUCGGUAUUCUCCCAACGAGCAAUUCUGGGCAGAUCCUCCACGGCUACCUUGAUGACAUCCGUACGGACCCCAAUGUCCGUAGCGUACCUGUUCAUGCAGUACAUUCCUGCAGUCACAGUAGCCAUCACCGGGCUAGGCACUAGGAACUUCAAAGGGGACGAGAGGAGAGCUGCCAGUGGUGCUCCGAUCACAGAGGAGGCCUGCCCGCUUCUCCCAACCCCCAUCCGGUCCACAGUGAGUAGCCCCGUCUUGCAGUAGAGGGCAAAGUCCUCGCAGUUGUUCUGAAACACAUUGUAGUUCCCAAAUCCGUUCUGGAGCAGAUGCAUUGCCCGGUGGAUGACCGUGUCAGUAGGGUCGGAUGCAGCAGUCGUGCAGGUGCCUCCACGUACCUGAGCAAUAAACACAGACGGGGACACUCCAUACUCGAAGCAGUAAAGGGAGCCAUUACGGAGGAAGCAAUCUAGACAGGAGAGGACAACUCCACUAUCCGGCUGCCUGAAUCCGCAGUCAGGAAAGGUCGGGCAUUCUUCAGCUUCGUCGUAUACUUCAGAGUCCGAGCUGGAAGUGCUUCCAACACGGGUGAAGUGAACUACUUUGCUACCCCCAACAAAGAUACCUGCACAAUCACAGAUCAAAAGGUCUAAGCCACACCAUAUCUACUCGUUUCUGGGAAAAUGCAGGCAUUCCUCUGCACAAGUAAGUUAAACGUAGCAGCAUAUCGAGCACAAGAUACACGAGAAGUCGAGAACACAAUCGUGUAAAAGCUAAAGAGAAGCCAACACUGUCUUUGCAGCUACCUCAUAUAUAGAUAGAACAGAUAAAUAAGAAGACUCUUAACAUAUUCCUUAAAUAGCUUAUCAUCACACAAAUUUGCUAUAUCCUCAUCACUCCAACAAUUCGAAUUCUUCCUCGAAAUAUCUUAUCAGCAACACAAAUUUGUUUCAUUAACACAAUUUCCUCCUCAAAAAUUGCUGUAUGAAGCAGUACAACUAGCUAGUCAACUACUAAGGUUGCAUUGAGAAGCUAAAUCACACAUCGUAUAAUUUAUUUUGGCAAUUGAAAAUCAGCUCAAUUUUGCCAAUUUUGCCAUAUUUGGUCUAUUUAACACUGAGCAUCUCCAUUAUCAAUGCUUCAUCUCAGCGAAAAGUAAACCAAAAACUCGUUUAUCUGGUGCCCUUGGAUCUGGCUGGUUGAGGAUAGCUA